AGACCGAGGAGGAGGUCUGGGAAUGCCGAGGAGGGUAAAAAAAAAAAAGCGGGGAGGGGAUUUGUAAAAGUUGCAAGUCUAGGGCAACGUGGACCACAUGCUAGGAGAAGGAAUGCACGCGUCUUUGUAGGAAAGGAGAAGACGAGAACAGGAGGUGGAGGCAAGAGGGGAGGGACCUUGCAGCGUGGCUUUCUCAGAGUCUGAAUGAAAGAAUCUCUCUCUGUCUCGCUGUCUGGAUGCAUGGCGUCUGCUGGCUGCACAUGUCCGGGGACAACAAACCAGUCCUCUAAGAUGGACUAAGUCUUUUCUCCACACCUCCUCCGUCUUGUUUUGUUUGGGACCGAUCGUCACGUCAUGGACUGGCCCGCUCUUGCCAAGACUGAAGAACGAGGAGCACGUUCCUGGAAAGAAAACCCCACAUCUGCGCGGACCCUGAACCAUGCCUGCCGUCUAACUCCACCUAGUCCGCACCGACCUGUACGUACGUAACUACCGGUCUGUUUACUCAAAACCAAAAAAAAUGACCUCACCCAUAAGGACCCGCAAGCACUUCUCCGCUCGCCUGUCCCUGGCCACGCUGCUGCUGGUCCAGGUGAGGUGGGGGUGCUGUCAUCCGCAGUGUUUGGACUACAAGCCGCCGUUCGAGCCCCGCCAGCCGCUGCUCUUCUGCAAGGACUACUCCAAGUUCGGGUGCUGCGACGACGAAAAGGAUCAUCGGCUCGUCAGGUUCUACACCAUCAUGGAGAACUUCGACCACAUGGGCUACGCCACCUGUGGGAAGUACAUACGCAGCAUUCUCUGUCAGGAGUGCUCUCCAUACGCCGCCCACCUGUACGACGCCGAAGACGCAAACACACCCAUGCGGGUCUUGCCCGGACUGUGUGGCAACUAUUGUCAAGACUACUGGCACCAGUGUAGGUACACACUGAGUCUCCUCCUGGAGGACCUGGGGAGCCCGGGACAGUUUUCAAACCUGACCGCCGCGAUAGAAGAAGACCAGAGAAAGUUUUGCGGAUUUCUGGAGCUGAAAGAUAAACAAUACUGCUACCCUAACGUCUUGUCCAACACGGAACUAAAUGCCAACCUGGGUUCGGUGCGAGCGGAUUCCGAAGGCUGUCUGGAGUUGUGUCUGCAGGAGGUGGCGAAUGGACUCCGCAACCCGGUGGCUAUGAUCCACGCCGAUGACGGAACACAUCGGUUCUUCGUGGCCGAGCAGCUGGGUUACGUGUGGGUGUAUCUGGCCAACGGAUCCAGGAUCGACCGUCCGUUCCUCAAUCUCACGCGUGCUGUCCUGACGUCGCCAUGGGCUGGAGAUGAGAGGGGGUUCCUCUGCAUAGCCCUGCACCCUAGGUUUACCACGGUCAGAAAGGCCUACGUUUACUACUCGGUGUCCGUCAAGAGGGAGGAGAGGAUCCGCAUCAGCGAGUUCACACUGUCAACGUACGACGACAACCAACUUGACCACUCCUCAGAGAGGACCCUCCUCGAGGUGGAACAACCAGCGUCCAAUCAUAACGGGGGUCAGCUUUUGUUUGGCCACGACGGAUAUCUCUACAUCUUUAUCGGGGACGGCGGUCGAGCCGGGGACCCUUUUGGCAAAUUUGGCAACUCGCAGAACAAGUCAACCCUCCUUGGCAAAGUCCUGCGAGUGGAUGUCAAUAACAACGACGAUGGCGCCCCUUACAGCAUCCCUUCAGAUAACCCCUUCCUCGGAGAGAAGGGGAGCCUCCCAGAGAUUUAUGCCUACGGGGUACGCAACAUGUGGCGAUGCGCCGUGGACCGCGGCGACCCGGCGACGGGCCAAGGUCGAGGCAGGAUGUUCUGUGGCGAUGUGGGCCAGAACAAAUACGAGGAAGUAGACCUCAUCCUGAAAGGCGGCAACUAUGGAUGGAGGGCAAAGGAGGGCUUCAACUGCUACGAUCGCAAACUCUGUCGUAACUCAUCUCUGGACGACAUCCUGCCAAUAUUUGCUUACCCCCACAAGUUGGGCAAGUCGGUGACGGGCGGCUACAUCUACAGAGGUUGCCAGAUGCCCAACCUCAAUGGUCUCUACAUCUUUGGGGAUUUCAUGAGUGGGCGUCUGAUGUCCUUAAAAGAGGACGUGACCACGGGGGAGUGGCAGUACAACGAGGUCUGCAUGGGACGGGACCAAACCUGCAGAUUCCCCAAACUCAUCAACAGCUACUAUAAAUACAUCAUCUCUUUUGCAGAAGAUGAAGCAGGUGAAUUGUACUUUCUUGCCACGGGUGCGGCGAGUGCCACCGCCAGAGCGGGAGUCAUCUAUAAGAUAGUGGAUCCCUCCAGGCGAGCUGCACCAGGAAAAUGUGGCAUCAAACCUUCGCCGGUGAAGAUAAAGGGAAAACUUAUCCACUUCCACCCAAAAGAAGAAUUUGUUAUGGACAAGAAAGCGACCACCACACCGGUGCCGACCACAACGCCGAGGAUAGCCCCCACCACCAGGAAAGCCCCCACCAGAAGAAGCACCACACCCGCCCCCACCAGAAAAGCUCGGCCCCCCAAAAGGACGCCGACAGCGGCCGUGAAAACGACGACCCCGGCAGCCAGUUUGGCCAAAGCCACACCCACCGGUUCUGUCGACACUGCGGCCGGCGUUCAAACCGCGAGUUCAUCGAGGAAACAUGUGAGACCCCACCCGACUACCUCCUCCCGGACUCUAACCUUCCCGCGGGCCCCUCCUCCUCUGUCCACAAAGAAAACGUACACAAGUUCGACCAAUGCCCGUAGUCCUGAGCCUCAAAGGAGGUCGACGACUCCACGGCCGCCGUAUUGGAUCCCCAAGCCCACAUCCUAUAGACCUCCAACCAACCCCACUCAGGCCAAGGUGGUGUUGGGAGAGAAGACGGGCAACGCGGAGGAAGGCGAGGGUAACCAAGUGAAUAAACGUCCCAGAGUAGGUCAGAAGGGAGUAAGAACAGGGGGAAGAAGGAUCCGUGUCGGCUCGGUCCGACUGGUCAGCACAGACGGUCUGUCCGACCGAGGACGAGUCGAGAUCUUCAUCCGCGGGGAGUGGGGGACCGUCUGCGACGACCUCUUCACCACCAGGGCCGGUAGCGUGGUGUGUCGGCAGCUGGGCUUCACCACGGCGCUGGCGGUGAUGAAGAGGGCCGUGCUGGGUCCGGCGGACGCCGCCGUCCGGAUCUUCUUGGACGACGUGGAGUGCGAGGGCGAGGAAAGGUCCCUGCUGGAGUGCAAGAGGUCCAGAGUCGGGAAGCACAACUGCUCCCACUCGGAGGACGUGGGAGUGAUCUGUGGAUAGGGGGAGGACCUCGGAACGUAGGUCUGGAUGAGUUUUACCUCGUACCUGUCAGAAUCCUGAGUGUGACGGACGCAUGAAUGAGUGGUUAUGUUGUCCAGGACUAGCUGCAGUGUGCUUAAACAACCACCAGGUAGCAUCGGUCAGCAGAUCAAUUAAGAAAGUUCAUCUAAGUGAGGGAUGAGGCAAAAACUCAUCCAGACCCUCUCUUGUUUGGUAAUCUCCAGAUCAAUGUUCGGAUCAUAGCCGUUUUAAAUUUACGUCCACUGAAAUCCUCAAAGAUGACGCAUCCGCAUUUGUGUUCUUCUGUUGUUAAUUGAAGAGAUACCACGUUCAUGUUUAGCCGUCAUCAUAGGAACUACAAAAGAUUAUGAAUAUUCCGAAUACGGGAUAAAAUCAAGGGAAACAGUUCCUAUAUUAAGGUCAGUACAGUACAUGCCGUGUUUUUUGGACCAUAGGGCGCACCGGAUUAUAAGGCAAACUGCCAAUGAUCGGGUCUGUUUAGGUCUUUUUUUCAUACAAUCAGUGCACCGGAUUAUAAGGCGCAUUGAUGUUCGGAAUUGGUCAAGGAGGUGACCCCAGGAUGCAGAGACGGGAGGCCAGGUAGAAUUACAAGAAGGGAAAAUUUAAUAGGUCCAAAAAGUGUAAGAAAAGGUGAUGGGGCAGAAGUGCACACCAUGAAUAAACAAAACAAAAACAGGUCCCUCAGUGGUCGGUAGGGGGAAAAGGCCAGGGCGCACUGAGCACAACAAAAAGGUCCAACACAAAAUCCUCUUUACCUCAGGGAGGCUAGGAAGCAAACACAAAGAGGUGAGGAAUUCCAGGAAUAAGGAUAGACAACAUACCAGGAUUGACGAAGUGAACGAGCUUAAAUACACCUAGGUAGGGAUUUGUCGCAGGUGUGCCUCGCUGUGGACUAAUUAACUGGAGAAAACAAGACACCAUAAAAAGUGAAGGCAGGGAAAUGACAAAACACAACAAUUGAAGGAGUUUUCUAAACGUAAACCACAAGGUCUACAUAACAUCUAAUGGUGGUUCUUUGGUCAAAAUGUUGCAUGGAUGAUGUGUUUAGGAUCAUUAUCUCGUCACUGUCUGACAGUCGCUUUUGCGGGGGGUCUAAUUUAAGUGACUCUCUUCGGGAGUGGAAGAAGUCUCCAAAGAUGGCGCUAACUGUUUCCAAGACAUUCAGACUUUACUUCAAUCAACAACGGAGCAGCAUCUCCUCACCCGUGGCUCCCUAGUGCAACAACAACCAUCCGACCUGAACCCUCUAAUACCUAUAGUUCCUUGGGUGAAUAAUGUAAACUCACCACACCGGUAUGUUUUAGUGCUUUCUUGGCGAGUCUACUGACAGAUAUAAGUAAGAACUUUACACUACUUUAUAUUAGAAAUGGCAACAGCGGAGGAUGAAUGUCCCAUAACAAGAAAAUAGGUGACUAAGGCGUCGGCACGGACUACAAUGGCGGAUGCGCGCACAUUUUCAGGAGCGAAUUUGAUCGAUAUUACGGAGAUGAAAGAAGGCCGUUUUAGUAACGCUUUUAAUGUGUGACUCAAAGGAGAGAGUUGGGUCAAAGAUAACACCCAGAUUCUUUACCGAGUCACCUUGUUUAAAUGUUUGGUUGUCAAAUGUUAGAGUUGUAUUAUCAAAUAGAGGUCGGUGUCUAGCAGGACCGAUAAUCAGCAUUUACGUUUUUUUGCCGUUGAGUUGCAAAAAGUUAGCGGACAUCCAUUGUUUAAUUUCAUUAAGACACGCCUCCAGCUGACUACAAUCCGGCGUGUUGGUCAGCUUUAGGGGCAUGUAGAGUUGGGUGUCAUCAGCAUAACAGUGAAAGCUAAUACCGUAUUUGCGUAUGACGUCACCUAGCGGCAGCAUGUGGAUGCUGAAGAGUGCAGGGCCAAGGACCGAACCCUGGGGAACUCCACACGUUACCUUAACGUAGUCCGAGGUCACAUUGUUAUGGGAGACGCACUGCAUCCUAUCAGUAAGAUAAGAGUUAAACCAAGACAGGGCUAAGUCUGACAUACCAAUUCGUGUUUUGAUACGUUCUAAUAAAAUAUUAUGAUCGACGGUAUCGAAAGCAGCGCUAAGAUCGAGGAGCAGCAACAUAGAUGACGCAUCUAAUAAUACUGGUAUGUUUAAUGCACCGACAAUCCAUCAAGCGGUGCGGCUACAUAGCUUGCCGAAGUCGUGCUAAAAAAUUGUUGACAGAUUUUCGAGCGCCGUGUGUAAUGUUCUAUAUUCUCAAUGGAACAUUUAAAGUUUUGGUGUUGUUUACUGCUAUCAUAUUGCAGUCUACACGUAUCUCUUAUGUGCGACUGCCAUCUACUGGUCACACUUAUCAUUACACCAUGUAUUAAAAAAAAAUAAAAAAUUGCCUCAAGGUCGGUAAGCACAAGCAAUAUUAGGGGAAAUGUGCUAUAUAACUAAAGUGGAUUGGAUAAAAAUAACAUUCAAAAUAUAAAACAUUCUCAUGCAUUUUUAUGUUCAAGAAGUUGCGUUAAUGGUAAGAAGUAAUUCAUUUAUUAUUGGUUAGUGUUGGGCUUGCCCCCCCUGGGCAAUUAUAGUUGCACAUUACUUACAGAAAGUAUUGAGGAACAAAUGUGUCCGCAUCAUUAAACUUAAUGCAUUAUGGCUUUUAGGUGUAGCCAAACUUCAGCUUAAGUCCAUUAUAGACGGUAAUAACUAGAGAUGUCUGAUAAUAUCAGCCUGUUGAUACUAUCUGCCGAUAAAUGCUUUAAAAUGUAAUAUCGGAAAUUAUCGGUUUCUAAAAGUAAAAUGAAUGCCUUUUUUAAAACGCCGCUGUAUCUAGUAAAACACGGAAGUAGGGGGCAGUACAGAGUAUGAGAGGUUUACUGGCAACGCAUGAUGACCUCAUCAAACAGCCCCAUAACAAGAAGAGUAUUGUUGCCGGUGCUGUAGCCUGCCUAAAAAGCUCGCUCGCUCGCUGACUGACUAACACAGGGGGAGGGAACCUAUGGCUCUUUUGAUGACUGCAUCUGGCUCUCGGAUAAAUCUGAGCGGACAUUGCUUAACGGGAAAAGUAAUGAAUAAUUCUAUUUGUAAUAAUAGUAUUUAAAAAUAACAUUCAUGAUAUAAAACAUUCUCAUGCAUUUUUAUGUUCAAGAAGUUGCGUUAAUGGUAAGAAGUCAUUUAUUUAUUAUUGGUUAGUGUUGGGCUUGCCCUCCUGGGGGUUCUUCAGACCACCGAGCACCGACAUGAGAGCCUGUUUUAGGGUAAAAUAUUUUUUCAAUUAGUCUCUCAGUUGCUUUCCAGCAAUUGUCUUUUUCUCUUUCGUCCUCACUCGCGCUCCGGCUCCAGCCCCAACCCUGUCUCUCCUCCUGGCUGCUGCUUAUAACAGAGCGAUAGGUGAUUAGAUAAAAAGGCCCAGGUGGGCCUUCUACGCACCUGUCGCUGAUUUCGAGGCCGGUCCUGGCACACCCCAGUUCAUUGCAGGCCCACAGGCCACGCCUCCUCCACAGUUUGCUUCAGAAUAACAAUGUUAUUACAAAGAAUAAGAGACCUAUUAUACUCUGGAAAUGUUGGUCUUACUUAAAAAUGCACGCGUUUGUGUUCAGCGUUAAAAAAAAUAUUAUAUGGCUCUUAGGGAAAUACAUUUUAAAAUAUUUGGCUUCUUCUCAGUCAAAAAGGUUCCCGACCCCUGCUCUAAAGGAAUAUCUGCCCAUUAUCUUUAUGAAUUCACUCGGUCACCGGUGUUAGUUUACAUGCAGUUGAAUGAUAACAGAGAGGAUAUUUUCUAUUUUUAUACAGUCACAUUUCAGCAGGGCUAUCUUCUGAAGUGUUUGUCACAACGUUUUUAUUGUACUGAAUUGAAUGAGAUGAGCAAUAUGCACGGAAAAAUGCUGGACAUUAUGUACUUUGAAUGUAAUUUCCAC
Messenger RNA from Nerophis ophidion (straightnose pipefish), 7168 nucleotides. Its product is annotated as HHIP-like protein 1. Gene Ontology annotation, cellular component: membrane. The record is from RefSeq and is a predicted model, not a curated record. NCBI's taxonomy places the organism in Eukaryota, Metazoa, Chordata, Actinopteri, Syngnathiformes, Syngnathidae.